Molecule: messenger RNA, 1125 nt
Organism: Mycena indigotica
Lineage: Eukaryota; Fungi; Basidiomycota; Agaricomycetes; Agaricales; Mycenaceae
Product: Protein kinase domain-containing protein
Exons: 5
Coding region: 235-1125 (296 amino acids)
Biological process (GO): protein phosphorylation
Molecular function (GO): ATP binding; protein kinase activity
Source: RefSeq, a predicted model, not a curated record
GCACUGUAUGGUGGAUCAAGCUCUGCAACCAUUUGGACCAUACGAAAAGUAUUUUGCGUAUGCGCUUGCCUCUUCGCAUUCCGCAGUAUCCCCAUUCUCUGCAGUGUGCGCGCUGAAUACGAGCAAUGGUGGAUUGAUCACCAACCAUUUCUUCAAUCAAGAGGCUAUCAACUCCGUCGUCGAUAUCAUGCGGAUUGGACUCCGUCAUGGAGACUCCCAGGGGCCACAGUACGGAUGGAGCACAGCGAGGACGGUAGACAUGGACUAAACGACUUGGUGCUGGAUGCCAUACGAGUAGAGGAUGGUGCCAAGGUCGUCCUCAAGCGCGUAGAUACGCGCCGCAUAGAACUGUCGCUUAUUCAGUAUCUCAACUCUCCAAAUUGUCGACACCACGCUCACAACAGGACGGCACUACUUUUGGAUACUAUUCCAGUACCCGAUGACGACAACACUGCACUGAUUGUCAUCCCAUUUCUCAGAGUUUUCAACUCUCCAAUUUUCCGCCAUUUACAAGAGGUCGUCGAAGCUCUGCGUCAAUUCCUCCAGGGGCUAGUAUUCAUGCAUUACCACUCCAUAGCUCAUCGCGAUGUUUGUCGGACGAACUUGAUGAUGGACGCAUCCAGGGUGGUGCCAGGUGGGAACAGUUUCGCCAGACCACAAUCCGAGGAACACGACUUCAGCCUCCAUUUUCGCUGGAAAGACCGAUGCUCUGUUGCACCAGUUGCUUACUAUUUUAUUGAUUUUGGUCUUUCACGCUUUUUCCCUCAAGGCGUGGAAGCUGCAGCAAGCUUCGGCAGGUAUGGACAGGAUCGCACAGUCCCAGAAUUCAAGUGGGACGUUCCUCACAAUCCGUUCAAAGUAGACAUUUAUCAACUAGGAAACACAUUCCUCAAAGUUCUCGCCCGCUAUCCCGAGAAUCGGCAACAUCUUCUACCCUUGUUGCGUUCGAUGACCGCUGAUAGCCCAACCGCCCGACCGACCGCGUUCGAAGCAUUGACGGAACUCGAGGCAUUGAGCGGGCACAUCCCAGCCGACGAACUCAUGAAACCCAUGACAUAUGAAGCGGACGAAGACUCGCCGGAUUCUGAAGAGGAGGACCUGGACUAUGAGAUCACGUCUGAAUGA